This is a messenger RNA of Rotaria sp. Silwood2, 6324 nucleotides long. The record is from the annotation of a GenBank genome assembly. NCBI's taxonomy places the organism in Eukaryota, Metazoa, Rotifera, Eurotatoria, Philodinida, Philodinidae.
AUGUCUCGAAGAACAGAGGAUGAUGAGGAGAUUAAUGAAUACCAUUCAGAAGAACGAAAACAAUUUCAAGAACAACUUCAAGAGCUUGAAAAAGAAAUGAAUGCUUACAAACAGCAAAGAGAUCGUGCUAAUGAAGAAAUUCGUAAAGCUCAAAUAGAGAUUGAAAAAUUAGAAGAACAAGAGAAAAAUUGUACGAAACGUCUUCAAGAAUUAGAUGAACAAAUCCAACAUCUCAAUGAAGAAAUUGCUCGACUUGAAGCUCAACUCAAUGAGUUACAUCAACAAGAAGACGUUCUCGGAAAACAAAUCGAAGAACUUCAAGACCUUCAAGAGAAGAUUCGUGAAUAUAAAGAACAAUUAGAAAAUCUUGCUGAAGAACAAGAGAAAUUACAAAGAGCUAAACAAGAACUUGAAGCACGAAUAAAUGAGCUCAAUCGUCAAAUUCAACAUUUAGAACAAGAAAUCAAAGAAACACAAGCAAAAAUUCAACAAUUACAACACGAAAUCGAUCGACUUCAACAAGAAAUUGAACGAACUGAAGAAGACUUACAGAAAACCCUUCGCCAUAUUCAAAGAGUUGAACAAGAAAUUCGUCAAACACGAGAGAAAUUCUCUCAACUUGAACGGCAGCAAGAAACACUUAAAAUCGAAAUUGAUCGAAUUGAAGAUUUAAUCAUACGCAUUGAAAAUGUCAUUGAAAUGAAACGAAACCAAAAGGAAGAAUUCGAAGCACUUAAACAACAACUUCAAACUGAAAUUAAUGAGCUUAAACAGCGCCACGCACAAAUCCAAGCGAAAGUUCAACAUUUACAACAAGAAGUCCAAACAGAAAAAGCGUCGCUUCAAUCAUUAAUCGACCAAGCCGCACAAAUGAAAACCGAAAUGGCUGCUCUGCAAAAAGAACAACAUGCACUCACCUUGGCUGCUCAACUACUCAAACAAAACUUGGAAGCCAAACAACAUCAUUUAACCCAAUCGAAACAACAGGAAGCAAGUCUUGAUCAAAAUUUGAAAGAAAAAGAACAAGUGAUAAACCAACUUGAACAGGACAAAACGAAGAUGGAGGAGAAAUUAAAACAAGAUACCAAUGAAUUAAAUCGAACUCAACAAGAAUUGCAAAAAAGUGAGGUUGAACAAAAUCAAUGUCGAGCAACAUUAAAUCAAGAAAAGAAUAAUUUACAAUCCCGACAAGCAACUCUAGCUAAUGAACAGAAAAAACAAACCCAAGCGGAAAAUAAUCUUCGACAACAAGAACAAACCACAAAGAAAGCGGAGCAACAAGUGCAAGAUUGUGAAAAAGCGGCACAAGAUGCGGAAAAGGCUGUUAAUCAAGCACAGCAAACGGUAGAAGAAACUCAAAGGGAUCUACAACAGGCGGAAGAACAAUUACAAAUCGCAGAAAUCGCACUGGACACACUUCUUGCAUUUAUGUCAGCCAAUCCAUUAGUUAAAGUCGUUGGCUUAGCAGCAGCGAAAGGUCUAGUAAGUUUAUGGAAGGGUAAACUAAAUACAAAAAGAAGUCAACUUCAACAAAAUCAACAAUAUCAUCAAAAGAAAGUUCAAGAACAUACCAAUGCUAAACAAAAACUAGCUCAAGCACGACAAACACUUGAACAAGAAAAAUCCAAUCUUACAAAACGACAGCAAGAACUCACGCAACAAAAACAACAAGUCCAAACUGCUUCAACUAGACUUAAUGAACAGAAAAAUCUUGUUAUCAAUCUCACCAGUAAAUAUAAUCAAGUUCAAAAUCAAACACAAAAAUUGAAAACUCAACUUAAUAAUCAAUCCAAACAAGUCCAACAACAGCAGGCGAAUAUCAGUACUCAAAAUACUCGCUUAACUACUCUAAAGAAUCAAUUAAAUCAAGUUCGAAAUCAAAAAGGUCAAGUCGUUCAACGAUCUGCUGAACUCUUCAAUGAAGUCGGACAACUAAAUCAACAAUAUCAAGUACAAACACAAAAUCUAAAUAACCAUAAUCAAAAACUUCAAGCCAAUCAACAGAAACAAAAUACCUUGACAUCACAAAUCGAACAAAAACAAAAAACAAUUCAAAAUCUUGAACAACAAACUGCAGCCAAAGCGAAUGAAGAAGCGACAUUACGAGGUAAAAUAACCAAUGCGGAAGAAAAUAUUCGAAUUUUAAAUAAAUCUGUGUCCGAACUUGAAAAUGAUAAACGUAUUCAACAAAAAUUAUUGAAAGAUACUCAACAACAAAUGAGUAGAUUAGAAAAUGAAUCCAGUCGACUUGAUAAUGAUAUUAAAAAACUGAUUCAAGAUUCUGAAAGACUUGAAAAUGAUCAGGAACGAUUAGAAAGAGAAUUAAAAAACCAUCAAAAACAAAUUCUAGACAGAAAUAAACAACAACAAAAUCUCAAAUUCGAAUUACAACAAAAACAAGACAAUCUAUCUCAUCUAAAGCAUGAAAAAAACAAUAUGGAGCAACAAAAGGAUCAAUUAACCGCUGCUCUUGAAAGAAAUAAAUUCGAACAAAGAAAUAUCAUAAGAAAAGUCACUGAAUUGGAUCAAGAAGUGACCAACCGUGAACGAGCUAGACAAAUUACCGAACAAAAAGUGAAUGAUACUCGUAAUGAAUUAAGAAAUAUCAUCCGAGAACUUGAUCGAUUAAACAAACGUGAAACUGAUCUUAAAAACCAAUCGAAUACUCUUCGGGAUAAGCAAGAUACUCUAACACGAGAACAUGAUUCCAUCGAUGACAAGAAAAGUAAUAUUGAUCGAAAUUUAUCCCUUGCUAGAAAUAAACAAAGAGAUAAUGAAAAGGAAGUUACAAGUUUCAGUGGAAAAAUGGCGAGCAAAGAGAAUUUAGUGCGAACACUUCGAAGAGCAGUCGUUAUAAAUAAAAAUCCCACUGCUGAUACAAAUAACGAUGGCGGAAUGAUCGAUUUCGAUGAUGACAAUAUCGAAAAUAUUCGUGAUGAAUAUGCGCUGAUGACAGACGAAGAAAAACCUACUAAUGCUUUGUUGAAACAACUGGCGCAAAAAUUAAAGAUUAACGACGAUGAAAAGAAUCUCGAACUUCUUCGUUUAUGUAUUGUUGAAGAAACUAUAGAAGGUGCAAAGGCUGAAAUUCGUCAACGCUAUUAUCAGGAAGAAGAUAGGCACGCAUCAUCGAAAAAAAAUUCUUCGACAUCGACCAAGGAAAAUCCUACUCCUGCUACUAGUAGAUUAGUAUCUAUUGAUGAAAUCAAUUGUCUCAUACAGAUGAAAAUCAAUCAUGAGGAACUGACGAAAUUUUUUCAAAAUUUUCUUCUUCUUUCACUUGAUCAAUCAGUUUCAUCGAAGACUAGAUCGACAAUAAACUUAGAAAAAAAUAUUACUCAUCCAUUAAAUCCUGGAUGUAUUCUUGAUCUAUUCAUUCGCAAACAAAUGACUCAACGAGGAGUGGUUGAUUUCGGACGGGAACGUCCAAAAUUUCGUCUAGUAGAACCGAUUACUCUCAACGAUGAAUUUGAUACCUGGCAUUUCGAUCAUUUUCAUUCCUUAUUCGAUCUCUAUCUCACUCGUCCCAACAAUGAAUCAUUUCCGAUCCGUUGGGAAUUAAUUGAACAAUCGAAAAUCACCUAUCAAAUUAUUUCCUUUUAUUCAACCAACGAUCGUGAUCAAAAACCGAUUCAAAAACCGAGUACCAAAUCUUUGGAAAAAUUCAUUGAAGAUAUCUGUCAAAUUGAAGAUAAUGGCAUGGCAUCGAAUUGGAUUGAAUUAUUACGCAAAGAAGAUAUCACAACUUAUGCUCACUUGACUAAUUUAAAUCAAAAAGAAUGGGAUAAUAUAAAAAAAUUGAGUAUGAAUGCUUUGAAAACAAUCAAAACUUAUGUUGAUCGAGAAAAACAAACCGCUGAAGAUCAAACUAAAACCAAUAAACGAAAAAAUGAAUCCGAAUCGGAAUUCCUGGCGAAAAUUCAUAUGAUCAAACUAUAUUUCAGCCAUGCAUUAAAAAACGAAGAAGGAAUCGUUCGAUUAUCGAAACUAGAUGCUCGAUGUGUAACCACAGCUUUCGAAGAAAUGCGUCGAGAUUAUGAAGAUGAUGGUUUAUUCGAUGAAAUGAUCCAAUUUUUUCUACCAUUAACUGUAACUGAUCAUGAAUUAGUCUUAGAUGCCAAUGAAAUUCAUCUUAAUAUCGAAGACAAACGUCGAACUCAAAAUCAAUAUGAAAGGGAAAUUCAAACUCUAAUCCGAGAAAAUGAAAGAAUUGUUGAAGAUAUUGAAAGACGAAAGACGAUUCUUGCUCAAAUCAAACAAGAACGACAGAGACUGUUUGAAGAACUAGAAAGCAAUCUGAAAGAAAUCAAAACGACAAGACUAACUAGUUAUGCGAAAGAAAAGAAUGAAUUAGAAAAAAAAUGGUCAAGAAAUGAUACUAUUCAAAGUGAUCGAAGUAAAGAAAUCAAAAAGAAAAUUGAACAAAUGGAAAUUAAUCACAAAGCAAAUGAAACAUUAAUUAAAGACAAAAGAAACUUAUUGAAUACAAUUAUCGAUGAUUUGAAUAAUCAACAGACACAUAUUGAUAAUAAACUGGUCAAACCACAUCGAGGAUUUAUUAUGUAUGGACCACCGGGAACUGGAAAGUCACAUAUCAUGAGUCAAUUAGCGAAAAAAAUUGGUAUCGCUAUGUUAGGACCACCAUUAGCAGCCGGAGAAUUAGAACGACCAUUGGUGGGUCAAUCCGAAGCGGUGAUUUUAGAUUUAUGUUCUCGAGGGAAUCGUUUGCCUUAUCUAAUGUGCUGUGUUUCUAUCGAUGAAAUCGAUUCACUUGCACCACGUCGUGAUGAAGAUUCUUCUGAAGGCAAAGUUGCCAAAAUCAGUGUUCUAUUAUCGGUCCUUGAAGGGAUCAAAGAUGUUCCAAAUCUGAUGUUUUUCUCGGCAACCAAUCGGCUUCAUAUGAUGGAUGAAGCUUUUCUCCGAAGAAUGUCAGGGAAAUUUUUCGUCGGAAGACCUUCCUCUGAAGCACGCAAACGUAUUCUCAAUGCUAUACCAAGAAAUAUGCUCGAUCCAUCCUUACGAGAAAAACUAGCUUCAGCGACGACUAAUUUCAGCGGAGCGGCACUCAGUGCGUUAAAUCGAUCGAUUGCUGUCCAUUUCAUUGCUCAACGUCGAGUGAAUAAGAAUUAUAAAAUCGAAUAUGAGGAAGCUCUUCUUCAAGCAGAUCGUACCGCUCGGCAAUAUCAAAUCUUUCUUGGUUUAGAUACACUUCCUCGUUUACUCAAACGAAAUUAUGACGGUGCGAAACGAUCAGGUACUUCUCAAAACUCGAAUGAUAUAUUUCAUUUGAAAGAUAACUGCCAUUUUACUGGGAAAAUCAUCAUCAGUCUUUCCAAUCGAUCGGCUCGAAUUGAAUAUAUUGAUCCGAAGAGAAAUAACAAAAAAGUCUAUGAAGAUAAUUUAAAUCAUAACGAAGAAAAUGUUCAGCAAUUAUUAGAACGUAUCACCAAUUAUGGUAAUGAUCGAAAUGUUCAAUUAUUACAGUUAAUUGAUCUGAAUUUAUUAUCAUCGAAAGGUGCUUAUGAUGAAAAGAAAAUUUUCGAAACAUUAAAAGAACGUUAUGAUGAAUGUAUGGAAUAUAAACGGUCGAUGAUUAUUUAUGAUCUGGAUUCUUUAAUUGGUGUUAAUCAGUCCGAAUCACAAUCAUCAAUGGGUACAUCAACGAGUUCCUCAGUUGUUCAUCAAGCGCUGUAUAUUUAUGUCACUUCACGAUUUCGAGAUGCUGUCAUUGAAACCAAUAACAAAUCCAAUGUGGAAAAAUGGUCGAUUGCGGUAGUACGAGAUCCAUUUCUAUUAAAAAAGUUUUCCCAAGAUGUAGAAUUUCCUAAAACUGAUCGAGAAGAAGAAGAAUAUAAAGAAGAACAACGAAAAGAAAAGGAACUGAUUAAAUGCAUCAAAUGCCGGGAUUUUUUCAUUGAAAAUGAGAAUAAAAUGGGAAAUUGUACUUAUCAUGAUGGCUUUGUUUAUGAUAAUUUAUCAUUAGAAUUAACGAAAUAUACUCCAUCGAUGGCUUCGGAAAUUUUAAAUCUAGAUGAAUUCGAAAUGAUUCAUUAUCCACAGAGAAAAGAUGAAAUCGAUCGACGAAAAGGACGAUUUAAAUAUAUUUGUUGUGAUUCCACGGUCCAAUCAACAAUUGGAUCAUCGGCUGGUGGUUGUAAGAAAGGUAAACAUGCAAUGGGAGUAUCAUCGAAUAAACAAAAACGAAGUCGAAUGCUGACGAAAGAUGCUAUUGAUCAAUGGGAAAAUGUUUGCAUGGAAAAUGAUGAAUAUAAUGAACGAUGGAGUCAAUUAUUUACGAAUCGUUCAAAAGGUGGUUUCAAAUAA